CCUAAUUCAUGGCGGAUUUCGCCAAAGAAAUCCUCGUCAAGCCCAUCCAAUACGCCGACGAGGUCGCCAAGCUCGCCGACGGCGCCGUCUCCUUCCGCCAGGACUGCCUCGACAUCAAAGCCAAGUCGGAAAAGCUCGCCGCCCUCCUCCGGCAGGCCGCCCGCCUCCGCGGCGACCUCUACGAGCGCCCCACCCGCCGCAUCAUCGACGACACCCAACAAGUCCUCGAAAAGGCCCUCACCCUCCUCCUCAAGUGCCGCGCCGCCGGCCUCAGCCGCCUCUUCACCAUCAUCCCCGCCGCCGCCCCCCGGAAAAUCGUCCAGCAACUCGACAACUCCGUCGGCGACGUCACCUGGCUCCUCCGCGUCUCCACCCCUGUCGACGACCGCGAUGACUAUGACUACCUCGGCGGCCUCCCGCCCAUCGCCGCCAACGAGCCAAUCCUCUGCCUCAUUUGGGAGCAGAUCGCCGCCCUCUGCUCCGGCUCCGUCGAAGACCGGGCCGACGCCGCCGCCUCCCUCGUCUCCCUCGCCCGCGACAACGAUCGCUACGGCAAAUUGAUCAUCGAAGAAGGCGGCCUCCCGCCAUUGCUCAAAUUGGCGAAGGAAGGCCGGAUGGAAGCUCAAGAACACGCCGCGAAAGCCAUCGGAUUCCUCGGCCGCGACCCCGAAACCGUCGACUCCAUCGUCAACUCCGGCGUCGGUCCCGUUUUCGCCAAGAUCCUCAAAGAAGGCCACAUGAAGGUCCAAGUCGCGGUCGCUUGGGCCGUCGCCGAACUCGCGGCGACUCAUCGGAAAUGUCAAGAUCACUUCGCGCAAAACAACACUAUCCAGCUCCUCAUUAGCCAUCUCGCUUUCGAGACAAUUCCCGAGAGUAGCAAGUACGCCAUCGUCGCAAAUCGAGCUGCUGUCGCAAAGCAGCCGAUCGGGUUUCCUGCGACGACGCAAAUGCACAACGUCGUUACGAACGCUACCGCGAUAAAAUCGAGCACGCCGAAGAAAAAAAACCCCAUUUCUGCGGACGAUACGGUAAAAAAUCGAAAGAAGAAAAAGACCCAUCAUCAUCAUCUGACGGGAGAUCGAGGUGACAGCAUCAAGCGACGGGAGCUCGAAGAUCCGGCGAUCAAGGCGGAGAUGAAGAUCAUGGCGGCUCGAGCGCUUCGAUACCUCUGCGCGGGAAACACCGCGAUCUGCAAGAGCAUAACCGAGUCGCGCGCGAUGUUAUGCUUCGCCGUAUUGGUGGAGAAGGGCAACGACGAAAUCCAGUACAAUUCAGCCAUGGCGUUGAUGGAGAUCACGGCGGUGGCCGAGGAGGACGAGACGCUCCGGCGGUGGGCGUUCAAGCCCACCGCGCCGGCAGCUCGAACAGUCAUCGAUCAGUUUCUAAAAAUCAUUCACAAGGAAGAUUUAGACCUUCUAAUUCCGAGCAUCCAAUCCGUCGGAAACUUGGCAAGAACUUUCCGGGCGAGCGAGGCGAGGAUCCUCGCGCCGUUGGUGAAGCUCCUCGACGACCGCGAGCCCGACGUGAUGUGCGAGGCGGCGAUCGCGCUCAACAAGUUCGCGUGCCCGGAGAAUUUCCUCAACGUGCAAUAUUGCAAGGCCAUAAUCGACGAGGACGGGAUCAAGCAUCUUGUCCCGUUGGUGUACUUUGGCGAGCAAAUGGUGCAAAUCCCGUGCUUCGUCUUGCUAUGUUACCUCGCAAUGCAUGUCCCGGAGAGCGACAUUUUGGCGAAGGAGGAUGUGCUUAUCGUGCUCGAAUGGGGCACGAAGCAACCGAACUUGAUGCAGGACAAGAACAUCGAGGCGUUGGCGUUAGAAGGGAAGAAGAGAUUGGAGUUAUUUCAGUCGAGGAGGAAAGGGUACUACUGAUUCCGAUUCUGUUGUACUAUUACCUAUAAAAUAUACAUAGCGUUUUCUCGAUACAUUGUGAAAAUAUUCUAACAUUGGCGCGCGAUAACUUAGCGUGCUCACCGAUAUAGUGGUAGUUAGCCGUUGAGGAAGACGGAGGAGUGCCGUAGCGUAGAGCUAGUGUUGUUUUUGUGUUAUGUACUUGUCGAGUUCUCGGUUUUUCGAUCGAUAUG
Messenger RNA from Andrographis paniculata, 2080 nucleotides. RefSeq lists its product as uncharacterized. The record is from RefSeq and is a predicted model, not a curated record. The transcript has a single exon. Bases 9 to 1868 code for a protein of 619 amino acids. Gene Ontology annotation, molecular function: protein binding. NCBI's taxonomy places the organism in Eukaryota, Viridiplantae, Streptophyta, Magnoliopsida, Lamiales, Acanthaceae. Gene Ontology annotation, biological process: cell surface receptor signaling pathway.